This is a messenger RNA of Moneuplotes crassus, 3373 nucleotides long. The record is from the annotation of a GenBank genome assembly. Lineage: Eukaryota; Ciliophora; Spirotrichea; Euplotida; Euplotidae.
UAUCUUCAGAGUUGAAAUUCAGAGAAACUAUCCUCUGGCAAACUAUUAUUGGAAGGAUAGCUUGCUCUGCUUUGAAAAGAGCUCUUCGUGGUUGCUUAUGCCUAUUUUUUUGUUGAAAUUUUGGACAUUUAUUAUAGUUAUUGCUCAUUAACCCGAUUAAAACUUCAGGAGACACUUAGCAAUCAUCAAUAAUAUGUUAAAAUUUUUGUAAAUAUCAAUCGUUGUGAGAGUCGUAGAGAUCUAGCAAAAUUAUUAGUUCAACACUUCAACAUUGAUUGUUCCAGACAUUGCCUCUAGAAUAGCAUUGACAAAUGGAAGAGGAAUUUGUCCGAUUGCCUGUUAAGUAUCUUUCAUAAUGAUAAAUGCACUCAAGACAGUUUGUAGUGCAAAUUCUUCAUAAACUUUGAUUUCACUAGAGAGCAUUGCAUAGAGUUUAAGUGUGACCACCAAUUUAUACUAGCGACUUCAUAGAGUAUUGGGUGAAAAUAUUUUUGAAGUGGGUGGUAAGUUAAAUGAUUUCUGGCAUGAGAGAACUGAAUGAGGCUUAUCCAUUGCAUUGUGAAUAUCAUUUCGAAACUAUUUGACCAUUGUUGCUCAAGUAAAACAAUUGCUAGACUUGUCUUUAGAGGUAAAUUAUCAUUUCAAACAAGGAAAGUUUAGUAUUUUACAAAGAUAUUUGAAAAUGAUAUCAAUGAUAUUGAGAUUAAUGUGAAAAGCAUUAUCAAAAAGUUUAGAGGGUUAAAAUAAUGAUAUGAAGCUCCAAAUGCAUUGACUUAAUGAUUUCUUUGACUUUCUCAGUCUGUGUUAUUUCUUCGGAGCACUACAUCUGAUCGAACGUCAAGCAGUAUUUCAGAAGAAAAUAUCCCAAAUUAUUAACACAAAUGAUCCAGAAAAUUUUACUGCUGUUUGAUCCUCAACUUUUUUGCUAGAAGAAAAGAUAUUAGUAUUGGAGAAAGGUUUCGCAUCAAUGCUAACUUGUUUGAUUUGCCUAUCUCAAUUACGAUUAUAGAGUUAUCUUUGACAUUCCCGAUGUUAUAGUUCUUAAGACACACUUCAAAUAUUAAGUAGUGUGAGAAGAUUAAACAAUGAUAAUUCUUGAGAUUACUUGUUUAAUGAAAGAUAGGAAUUGGUUUAUUUUGAUACUUUACCCUAAGAAAAGCCUAUGAGAAGUUCAUAGUUUCUUGAAAUAUUAAUCUUUGAAGCAUUACCAAAUAAGGUAAGUACAUUCAUCCCAUUUUUCAAUAAGGGAAUUUGACUCCUCUAAUCAACCCAUGUUUCUAAAGUACCUUUAUGGUAGAAAUAGCCAAGGUCAUAAACAGUAGGAAUAUUCAGUAAUUUCGAUACAUAAUCAGUAUCCUUGAAGUUCUGGUUCUAAAUGAUCUCAGUAAUUGAGGGUAUCUCUUUUAAGAUUCGCUCUUUGAGAUUUUUUCAACAUAUUCCAAAAUAUAGCUUCUUAGAGUUUGAAGAGGGACUACUUUGAUAUAGCUUAAAAAUUUAGUGAGGAGAAGUCUAGCAUAGUGGGAUAAUCGUUGAGAUUACAAUUGGAAUCACAUCAUUUACUCUAUUGUAUUCGAAGUCAAUGGUCUUCCCAUAUGAUUGCUUAGUGGGAAGCUAGGAUUUAGAUAGUUUUGGUGGUUUUAUGCUCUGUGAAAGAAGAUAGAGAUCUUGAAAUAAUAUGAAAUGACAAGGCUAUUGUAUUCUCUAAGGUACUUAACAUGCAAAUAUCCUUCAUUUAUCUUAUAAACACCAUCAAAUGGCUAAAUUUAAGAGUGUAUUUCGAAAAUAUGCAACUACAGACCACCCUCCGCUUUAAAUACCAAAAUGUCAAUUUUUUAGACUUUAAAGAAUAAUUCGAUGUAUUUCUUGUUUAUUUUAUACUACCCUCAUAUCUUACUCUGCAUAUAGAUAAAGAGGCUUCAAGCAAGUAAGAGCAGGGAAAAUUAGUCUUAAAUUAUUUCCAUUGAUUGUGUAAUUUUUACUUAGUAGCAGAAUAUUACUUUAAAAAAAGUAUGCUUCCCUUGUAAAGAACUACAUAAUUGGGAACAUAGUACGAUUAGGGAAGGCGCUACUGAUGAAUUUGUUGAUGCUGAUUAAUUGAGCAGAGAUUUUAUGAGAUUAGGGACUAGAUAAAAUAAUUUUGAAAAUUUACCUUUCGGGUAUGCUCCUCAUCCUCAGUCUUAAGGUUUAAAUAAGAGUACUUUCUUAAACAAGCUACAUUUUUGUAUUUUUAUUUAAACUAAAGAAAUGGCAAGAAUAAUAAUUAUUAUACUUUUUCCCUUUUAAUGACUCUCUCGAUAAGCCUAUCAGACACCUCUCUAUACAUAAUCUGUGCAUCAUAGGGAAGUUUUGCAGCUAAUGAAGUUAUAAAUUUAAGGUUGUCUCUUCCGACUUUCAAAAUAAUCGUUUUGAAGACCAUACAGGCUAGGGUUGUCUUCAUGAGUUAUUUUAGAUACAGAAAUAUCUCCUUGUAGCAAUGCUUCUCUAAGGAGACACAGCAGUUAAACAUCUCUUCCACAACUUAACUUCCCUAAGCAUCUGAGCAGUCAGAGUCGAGGUUCUGACAAUAUUUGCAAAGGUUUUAGGCCAAAGUGUCUCUCUAACUUUAAGAUCUGUACUCAGUUGUGUAAUAUACUUUAAAAUUUUCUAGCACCCAGUUAAUAAACUGUUUCAGUCUUCAUUGAUAGCAAUGCUUGAUGUGAGUAUGUUUAUUAGAGAAGGAAAAAGGAUACCAGAAAGAUACCCAAUCGCACUAGUGUACUUUAAUUAUGAUCUCAAUAAAUCUUCAUUUGAUAAAACUUUGGACAAUUUAGCAAGAACAAUUCUUGGAUGAACCAUGCCAGGGCUGACUGUUGGUUUUCCUGAAAUUUUUACUAAAAACGAGUAUCAGUUUAUUCGAAUUGAUGCUUCUUUAAAUAUGACUACAUAUUGUGCUAUGAGGCAAAAAAGAUAUUAUUGUUAGUGCACAUAUUUGGUAGACUUUACUCAUAAUUUUUAAAGGGACAAAUAUCCUUGAAAUUUGUUCCUUCAGAAAUAAUAUGAUUUGGCAAAGAGGAAGAACAUUGAUAAAACUUUCUAACUAAUUUUGAGUCAGAUUUCUGAACUUCAUUAGCUGCUUCCCUUAAAUUACAAUUGAUUAUUUUUAAGUUGAGGGAUAAAGGCCUAAAUAUGUCUUCUUUCUCCAUUAUCCUUAGGGGAUAUUGUGAAAUAAAUUAAUGAUGAAGAUCAGGCUGUCCCAUAUAUUCAUUCUUGAUCAAAGCGUAUAAUCUCUUUCAAACGCUUAUCCUUUCAUUGUUGCAUCUUUUAUUUAAUAAUUUGAUGAUUUAUUGUUGGAUACUUCAAUAUCAAACUAUUAAUUAGGGGUUUUGGGGUUUUG